This is a messenger RNA of Harpegnathos saltator (Jerdon's jumping ant), 975 nucleotides long. RefSeq lists its product as uncharacterized. Gene Ontology annotation, molecular function: nucleic acid binding. The coding region runs from base 522 to 863 and encodes 113 amino acids. Lineage: Eukaryota; Metazoa; Arthropoda; Insecta; Hymenoptera; Formicidae. The transcript has a single exon. The record is from RefSeq and is a predicted model, not a curated record.
CGAAGCGACGAAAAUCGCGCCGGGGAGCGUGAAUAAACUGCGCCCUCUCGGCCAGAUACCGUAAGUCCUCGCUCGUGAUAUCGCCCCGUUCACUUCUAACGGAUCUCCCUUGGGCGGACUUUCAAUCCGACAUGCAACUACGCACACAUUCAGGUGAAAAUCAACAGCACCGAGCGCGACGUGUUCGCGAGCAAAGCGUUUCCCAGAUACCAGAGGUUUGAUCGAGAAGUAAGGAGAAUUUUGAAAUUGCCCGCGCUGUAUAUCUUGUCUGUUCAGUUGAUUCUUUUUUUGCGUGUUGAUAGCACUACCAGUGACGAAGCUGCGACGCUUAGUUUGUGUUUGGCGAGCGAAUGAGCGAGACGUACUUCGGUGUGUUUGGCGAUUUUUUGUGCGGAGAAAUGUCGGAUCAGAGAGUUUGUCUGAAAUGUUGUGUUAAGAACGGAAUUAAGUGCAGCGAAGCGUUGAAAAUGUUAAAGAAGACCCUUGGCGACGAUAUUAUGUCACCAACCACGAGUUUAUGAAUGGUUGGUUACAAACGCUUUCGGAAAGGCCGAGAAGACAUCGAAGAUGGCGCGAGGUCUGGGCGCCCUAGCACGUCCACCAGUGAUGAAAACGUGGGAAAAAUUGAAGAGAUUGUGCUCGCUAAUAGAAGAAUCACUAUUAGAGAGGUUGCUGAAGAAAUAGGAAUUUCAUACGGCUCAUGCGAAGCGAUUUUUACUAAUGCUUUGAACAUGAAGCGAUUUAUCCAACAGUUCUUGACGAAACACAACACCGUUGUGAUGCCGCAAUCAUCUUAUUCUCCAGAUAUGGCCCCCUGUGACUUUUUCCUAUUUCCCAAACUCAAAAGGACACUCAAAGGAUAACGUUUUUCGACAAUGGACGGGGUAAAGGCGAGAUCGCAGAUCCAGCUCAAGACGAUACCUAAAGAGGCGUUCCACCAGUGUUUUUCAAGCUGGAAACUACGUUGGCAUAAGU